CAAGGGCUGGCUAGAAUAUCCCAGGAACAGGGUUCAACAAUAAGCAGCAGCAGAUCUCACUGGGACACUUUCCUUGGGCUCCUUUUAAUUCAUCUCAUCUGCGCCGCACUCUUCUCGCUGGGAAUGGCUAAGGGGGGGAAAAACCCCAAGGGGAAAAAGGUCACCUUGAAAGUUGCCAAGACCUGCAUCAAGAUCACAUUUGAUGGGAAACGUCGCCUUGAUCUGAGCAAGAUGGGCAUCACUACUUUCCCCAGGUGCAUCUUGAAGUUGAACGAUGUGGAUGAACUGGACCUCAGCAGAAACAUGCUCAAGAAGAUCCCAGACUCAAUUGAGAAGUUCACGAACCUGCGCUGGCUGGACUUGCACAGCAACCAGAUUGAGAAGCUGCCAGAAACAAUAGGGAACCUCCAGAGUCUCAUUUUCCUGAACCUUUCCAACAACAAGCUAACGGCCCGGAGCUUGCCCAUGGAGCUGAACCAGCUCAAGCUCUUGCGUAAUCUCAAUCUUGGCCUAAACCACAUCGACAACCUCCCAACCACUCUGGGGCAACUGAAGGAGCUCCAGGAAGUUGGAGUAUUUGACAAUUUGCUGAAGAGCAUCCCAAACAGCAUUGCAAAGCUCCCCAAACUCAAGAAGUUGAACUCCAAGCGGAAUCCCUUUCCUGGGCCCACAGAAGAGGAACUCUACAUUGACCACAUUAAGCGCCUCGAGACACUCUACGUGGUGGAAGAAAAAGAUCUUUGCUACCCAUGCUUGAGGAAGUGUCAAGAAGAGAGGGACAAGCUGAACAAACUGAAGAAUACUCCGCCUACCCCUCUCAGGAAGCCAGACUUUUCGAGCCUCAUGACGCCCAAUUCUACGGCAAAGGAGAACCAGGAAAAUUGGAGGUGAAUGGGCUACAACCAUCACCGAUGGAUGCAUGGCCAAGAGCGAGGUAGAGGCAAGGCACAGUAUGGCACCUUUGCAUCCAAUCGUUGUAAUCUGUCCCCAAGCAAUAAAAGUGCUCUUGAUCACAUAGCUCUGCACCCACUAAAAGAGUGUCACUCCUCUGUUUGUGUCACUCCACCAAACAGAAAACAAUAUACUGUACACAUAUUGCCAGGCUUGGAGCCCUGAUCGGUGAUCUAUAAACCUGCUGGCCACUCUCACCCAUGGCUAGAGCUCUUCAGUUUGGGGCUAGAGGAAUGCGCAGGGAUCGUCACCACAGUUGCGCUGAGCUUCAGAUAUUCAGCACUACUAUGGAGAAGACCCUUGCGCCCCCCCCCAGAAGAAGAGGGGUGGGACUGUUUGGUCACUGGGUGGAAGAGGUACUCCAAGUGCUUGCCUGUCCACUGCUAAAGCAAAACCCAAUCUUCCCUUUUAGCUUAGAGAGAGGAACAGUGAGGAUUGAUGUUUUGUGUUUGGGUGGUGGAGCCUCAAUACUUUCCUACUCAGCCCCCCAAAUAAGCCAACCUAUUUCUCUAGUUCUGGAGAGGGUGGCUGUUUGGGUACCUGGCAGCAGAGGUGUGGGCAGUGCCUCGCCACCCAUGACCAAACCAAGCUGCAAAUAGGGGACGGGGAGUAGAGGAUUGCCCCCGAUCUCGGGGGGCAGGCGCAGGGGAAGUUCAAGAAGAGAAAGAGCAGCGGAUUUUGUCCUGGCAACCAAAACCAGCCCCAAAUUGUGGAUCGCCGGCCUUGAUUGAGCAACAGCACACACGCAAAAAAGGCACAUGGCCAUUGUCCAAAUGCAGGAUCCCUCGAAAUAACUCAUUUGCCCAAACCAUAAAUCUUUUGCAUUUAACAUAUAGCAGCAUGCAGGCAUGUAGAGUCUGACGUGUACGUCUGAUAACCUGUGCUCUGGGUCCCCCCUCUUGUUUGUUGCAAGGUAAAGAACACCCAUCAUUGGCUUACACACAGUGAACCCUACCAUGCAAUGGGUACAAGUCACCUUAAAAGAAAAAAAAAAGACUAUAGUGACUUGUUCAAGGCCAUUCUGUGAACAUUGUAGGGCUUUCUGCACCCAAGCUAAGCACUCUGGCCACAGAAUAAACACCAGUUUAGAAUGCCCUUGUUUCUGCAAAGUUAACGUUUAUGCCAUAUUUACUCGAGUCUAACGCACACCUAUUUUUUUGGCCAAAUUACAUUGCGAAAAUCAGGGUGUGCAUUACAUUCAACGGCGCGUUUACAUUUGCCAGCAAAUACUCCUUUGGUUUCAAGGUGUUGAAAAGUGAGGUGCGCGCAUUAGAUUCAAUGGCGCAUUAGACUCGAGUCAAUACGGUAACUAACCUUGGGUUCGUUUAAAAGGAAGGGAAAGGCAAAACUGGGUA
This is a messenger RNA of Zootoca vivipara (common lizard), 2306 nucleotides long. RefSeq names its product leucine rich repeat containing 18 (gene LRRC18). The record is from RefSeq and is a predicted model, not a curated record. Gene Ontology annotation, cellular component: cytoplasm. NCBI's taxonomy places the organism in Eukaryota, Metazoa, Chordata, Lepidosauria, Squamata, Lacertidae. Gene Ontology annotation, molecular function: protein binding.